GUCGCGAUGGUGACUGUUGCACCCACACUAACCACCAUCGCACUAGUCUAAAACUGCCUGGCCUGUGUUGUGUACUGUGUGUCGUCAGUGCGGUUUACUUACAUAGAAGUGUGCUCUAGUUGUAUAUGUAUAUACGUACAUAUUUAUAUGCACAUAAAGAGAGAAACAGAGUUCAUUGUAUUAUAAUGUUAUUCUUUUUCAUCUAACCUCUAUACAAUAACGUAUCUUAAAUUAAGUGAUUAACAUCAUCUUCCAUUCUAUACUGUAGAUAUACUUGAAGCAAGGAAAAUAACUCUGAAUUACUUUUCACUCCAGUUAUGUUUGCGGCGUCCCCACGUGAUAUUUUAUUACUAAAAAUUUAUUUUUAUUUUGUUGUACGUUACUUCAAUAAUUGCUAAUAAGAUAAAAGCGCAUUGUCAAAUUUAUCAGUUGGUGUUGAUUCAUGUCGUUUAAUGGUUAGAGAGGAAUUUUUAAUUUUUGGAAAUCCAGUGUCAAGAGAUGUUUCAUUGCAUGGAUAUUCCGUCGGUAAUGCAGAAACCAUGCAUCACAGCAUCAUUCAAAGGCUACUAGAGUAUAUUAACCAUUGAGCAAGUCAUACAUACAAAAGGCAUUUUAUUUAUGGAUCAUGAUCCCUCAAAAUUAAAGAGAGAAGCGUUUUAAAGUUUGAAGGAUGUCAAUAUCUGUCAAUUUAGACGAGCAACGAAAUCAUAUGUCUUGGACGUUGUCGCGUCAAAAAGCGAUCGAAAACACGGGCGCUACUUCCUUCACAAACGGCCCUGAAGCAAUGUAUAAGAAUGUCUUUUACACGAUAUUCAUGUCCUGCGCGCGCACACAGUUAGACAGACAUCCUUACACAUAUGCACAUAGAAUUUUUACAAUUCUAUCCUUAGUAGCACACAAAUGUGAAAUCGCUAAGAUUAUAUAUAUACAAGUAGAUAUAUAACUUGUUAUUCAUCACGUUCGUAUUGUUAUUCGCCGCAAUUAUGAACCGAUCUACACAAGUAUGCUGUUCGAUGAAAGAACUAGAUUGUCUUGCAUUGAGCAUCAAAAUAUACUUCUGUAUUCAUCCAUGCAACCAUUAAUAAUUAUUAACGAUCGUCUUGGGCGAAAGGGAGAAAAGCAGAACUUUAGACUUUACAACAGUACAUCAUUCCAAAAAGAGAAGGAGCUUUUUAUUAAAUACCUUCAUAGUGAUAGUUUUAUAUAAACCAAAAUGAAGAAUUUGCAGUGUUUGCUUGUUUCUGUAAUUUUACUACUUGUGAGUAAAGACGUUGUCGGACAAGACAAUUGGGAAUGCCUAUCACCAUGUAAAUGCAAGUGGGUUUCUGGUAAAAAAACAGCUGAAUGUAUACGGCAAAAUCUUGUUGAAAUUCCAAGCUUUCUGUCAUCAGAAAUUCAAUACCUUGAUCUUACUGACAAUUCCAUUGUACAGUUACAUAAUUUUUCAUUCAGCAAAGUGAAUUUAGUAAAUCUACAAAAACUAACGUUAAAGCAAUGUGAUAUAGAGACAAUAGAAACAGAAGCCUUUAAGGGACUGAAAAUUGUUAUCGAAAUUGAUCUUUCUGGGAACAGUCUAAAAUACAUUUACCCAGGGACUUUUUUUGAAACACAUCGACUUCGAGUUUUACUUCUAAAUGAAAAUUAUCUAGAAUCAUUGGAAAAUUGCUUAUUUGAUAAUCUUACAUACUUACAAAAAGUUGAUUUGUCGAGAAAUCGAAUACAAACAAUUGGAGAAAAAUCUUUUCAAAACUUGCCCGGCCUUCAAACGUUAUUAUUAAAUGGAAAUAAUAUUACUGAUCUGAAGUUGAUAACUUUUGAUAAGCUCCCAAAACUGGGAAGCUUAGAACUGGAUAAUAAUCCCUGGAAUUGCAACUGCUUUUUAAAAGAGUUACGGGAUUGGACGAUUAAAAGAAAACUAUAUACAAAGCAAACAACCUGUCAGCAUCCAUCAUACCUUUAUGGAAAGAAAUGGGAUGAGGUAAGCAGUGAUGAAUUCGCAUGUCAACCUAGAAUUCAGACUAUAGUACCAAGUUCCCGACAAGUGCACGUGGAAAGUGGAGAAUCAGUUAGAUUUGAUUGCCUAGCAGUGGGAAUACCUCAGCCACGAAUUCAUUGGAUUCAUCGUUCUCGCAUACUAAACAACUCUACAAGACGACAUCAUAGUAGUUCUACCACCCCUAAUAGUGGUGCUGAAACACUAGGUUAUACUGUGACUGAAAAUAUUGACAGCAGUGGCUGGGUUAAUCUUACUGUUCCCAAUGUCACAGCAGCAGAUAGAGGAGAAUAUGUAUGCAUAGCUCAAAGUCCAGGGGGUUCUGUCGAAGCAAAUGUUACUCUUGUUAUUAGUGGUGAUAUAUUCAAUGAUGAAGAAGGAGGCUCAAGUCAUCACAUAAUCAGCUUACCUCUUGCAUUGGGUCUGAGUGUAGCAUUGUUAUUUUUCCUUCUGAUGAUGAUAGCUCUUUGUCUAUUCUACUGUCGUCGUAGGCAGUCAAUGCUACUGCCCGAUAAGAAAAUUCAUCACGAAGGUACAGGUAGUGUUGACCACAACGACUCUUUGGAUCAGCAAGGAUUUGGAGAGCUUGAAAAGUCUUUAAUCACUUCUGUAAAUCCAGUUGGGGGAGAACUAACAACAUCAAUUGUUAUGAAACCGAUUAGGCGUUAUGAUACUCCGUCAAUAACCUCUCAUGGUACAGAAAUGACUGAACUGAAUAGAACUUUACUAGAUAACGACUCAAUUUUUGCUGAGGGUGUCGGAAGAAUGAUUGCUAACGGUAUCGGAGAUAUUAAUAUUCAAGAUGAAGAUGAAGAAGAUGACAGAAUACGCGUAACUCCUGAACUAGAAAGUGGAUCUGCUUUUCAUGGGACCAGUCAUUAUGGCAAUAAUAGUUUUAAUAAUAGACAAUAUCCUCCAGAUUUGUUGGCUUUCCAUGGUGGACGAGGUUCUUCUCCAACUAGUCAGGCAUCCACAGCUCCUGAUAAUUCACGUCUCUUAAAUCAAUACCUUUUCAGUCAAUUUGGUGGACCUACUUCGUCACCCCAAUAUACAUGUGGAGGCAGUGGUAAUGGAUUCAAGACUUUGCCACACAAUCGAAGUGGAACACCUUACAGCAGUUCUGCUGGAGCGGGUAACAGUAGUAUAAUUCCUGCUUUAUCUCGUCAAGGAUAUGUUACGAUUCCCAGACGACCUCGAGCACCAAGUUGGAGUAGUGGUCCUCCAAUUUCACCGAUAGACAUUGAUAACGAAGUUGAGCCAGUAUAUGAUAACCUCGGUAAACGUACUACGGCUGAUGGUAGUUCCGCUAUCUCAUUAAAUAAAACCCCAGAAAUUCCUGGAUUCAAUUCUUUGCGUGAUGGCUGUAGUCGAAAUUUGACCAUCUCUCCAAGCCCUGUUUUAAAUAAUACAAUUCAAUACAACAUGCAUAACGCAAACACAAAUAAUAAUAUUAUUACUAAUAACAAUAACCAGAAUAACAGUGAUAAUGAUAAUGUUACUUUCAAUAAUGAUAACGUAAUAACAUUUGAUAGAUCUGCGCCAGAGGGUGCUGCUGAAUGCUCCAUGCAUCUCACAGACACAGCUGAAAAUUACCAGCAUCAACAACAAAUUGAGCACAAUAAAGUAGAAAAAAAAAUACCUCCGAGACCACCUCCUAAGCCUAAAAAGAAACAUCUCAAUGGUCCCCUUUAUGAAGAUGAAGACGAGGAUGGCACUGAAGUAUGAUUACCUAAAAUAAGUAUGAAUUUAAUGCCUUUGAAUAUUACAAUAACUGCUAAAGGUUCGAUGAAUCGGUAGUGCCUUUAGACAAAGAAAAUGUGUGAAUGUUUUUAUCGUAGACUUAAAAACUAUAGGGACCAGUCAUCAAUUAUUGGUCGUUAAAAUUUGACGACACUGCAUCCUCUUCCGAUCGAGCUUUUCGUUUAAAAUAAGACUGUUCCCGUGUCCCUAUAUCUCUUCGUCUAUGAAAAUUUUUGUUUGUUUACCUGCAUAUAUGAAAGACUGUGUGAAUGUGUGACAAAUAGUGAAUUUCAAGACAUCUGUUCGAUCCUGUGCAGGGCUUCCAUUUGAAAAUUAAACAUCUGCAUAUAUAUAUAUAUAUAUAUAUAGACUGGUCACUAUUAUUAAGAUUUGAAAACUAUAUAUUUCAAAUUAGUGACAAAACAAUUUUUAUCUCUCCUUAUUAUUAUACUUAUUGAUACUUUUAUAUAAUUUUUGCAAUUUAUGGCAAUAAUCUGCCUACUCUCUCAGACUCUCGUCCCUUUUUCUAUGGUGACCAAUGUGCACUGCAAAAUGAACAUUAUUCAAUGCUUAUUCAUUUAUUACACACACAUAUAUAUAUAUAUAUACUCUCCAAACUCUAAUAGUCAAUCUAAUACGUAUAAUUAGUAUGGCGUAACUUCGUAUUUUAAAUUAUUAAUCACUGCUAUUUAAAAAUUUUGUUUUAAACAUGUCACAAGAAUUAACAGGUCUUAGUGCAACGUAAUAAUUAUAUUGUUGACUAUAAAUAAAUUGGAUAAAUAAUUGUGUUGUUUAUAAUAGACUAUAAAGAAGAAACAAAAACUUAUUUUUUUAUCAACAUGUAAAUGACACUUAUUGCUUAUUUUUAAAUUCUGAGAUUUAAUUAUAGAUAUAGAUAUACAGUUAAAGAUGUAAUAUAUAUUUUCAGUAUAAAUAUUUUUUUUGUCAAACUUAAUUUUUAUAGUGCAGGGUGAAAUUGAUAUAAAAUGUAAUUAUAUAUAGAUAUGUAAAUGCACAAGGCGAGAUUAAAUUGCGCUUACCAAUAGCAAUGAUAUACCUAGAAUUGUAAUUUUUCAGGAGUGUAAUUUUCAUUUUAACUGUUAAUUCAGUAACAAUUUUAAGAAAUUUUAAGAAAUAAUUUAUUUAAUACAUAUUAUUCAAGAAUAAAAGAUAAACCGCGAAAAUUAGUAAUUUAGCCAACUUUUUUAUUGCAUUUAAAGAAAAUUGUUUCCAUAAAUAUUUUUUGCUUUAAAAAAGCAAUAAUUUUCCUAUCGAUCUAUGCAAAUCUACUAUUUCCUCAAUAAAAAAUUAUUUAUUCUAAGUUGCUUUAUAGUAAUGAUGGUGAUCAAUAUAGAACCAUUUUUUGUUACUAUUUUUAUAUUAUUUAUAUAAAUAUAUAUAUAUAUAUAUAUAUAUAUAUUGUUUAAUUGUAUGAUAAUUGUAUAGUUUCUAGUGAAUGCCAUUCAAUUUAUGAUCACUAGAGAAGAAACAAAUUCCAUAUAUGAGUUUGCAAUUUGUGCUCAGUUGAUGCGCAAAGAGAAAAUUUUGUGAUAAGGCCUUUUCUAAAAGGAAUUGUAAAAGCACUAUUCCCUUUUUACCAGUUCUGCCUGUAAUAAAUAAUGAUCUGAAAAAGAUCGUAAUUUUGAUAACCGCAAUGAUAAUGUAUUACAGAAAUUAAUUUUUUGCAACUUUCAAACUUAGCAUUUUUUUAAACAUGAGCAUCAGUCAUACAAUAUAAUCAAAUGAAAAGCAAUUAACAAUAAAUGAGUCGUAUAAUACAAAAUAUAAAUUUAUUUUUAAAAAUGUUAUAUUCUAACAUGAAAGUCUGCUGAAGAAAGAAGUAGAAAAUUAGUAUUGUAAAUGGGAUUAAAACUUUUCUUACAGUUACAAAACAAAAAAUCAUUCAGUGAUAAUAUGUAACAAAUUUUUUAGAGUAUUUUUUAAAUAAAAAGCUUUACCUUUUA
Messenger RNA from Leptopilina boulardi, 5697 nucleotides. RefSeq lists its product as uncharacterized. Lineage: Eukaryota; Metazoa; Arthropoda; Insecta; Hymenoptera; Figitidae. The transcript has 5 exons. The record is from RefSeq and is a predicted model, not a curated record. Bases 1214 to 3718 code for a protein of 834 amino acids. Gene Ontology annotation, molecular function: protein binding.